AUGCCGAAGCACUACCGCCCCGCGGGCAAGAAGAAGGAGGGGAACGCCGCCAAGUACAUCACCAGGACCAAGGCGGUCAAGUACCUGCAGAUCAGCCUCGCCGUCUUCAGGAAACUAUGCAUUCUCAAGGGAGUGUUUCCCAGGGAGCCCAAGAAGAAGGUGGAGGGGAACCACAAGACCUAUUACCACAUGAAGGACAUCGCCUUCCUUGCCCAUGACCCCUUGAUUGAGAAGUUCAGAGAAAUCAAGGUUCACAGAAAGAAAGUUAAAAAGGCUAUGGCUAAGAAAAACAGGGAUCUGGCGGACAGAUUGUUGAAUCGACCACCAACUUACAAACUUGAUAGACUUAUCAUUGAAAGAUAUCCAUCUUUUGUUGAUGCCCUCAGAGACUUGGAUGAUUGCCUAACGAUGGUGCAUUUAUUCGCGGCUUUACCUGCUAUUGAAGGUGAACGUGUGCAAGUACAACGAAUCCAUAACUGCCGCAGGUUAAGCCAUGAAUGGCAAGCAUAUAUUUCUCGAACUAAUUCCCUGCGGAAGACAUUCAUAUCUGUGAAGGGCAUAUACUACCAGGCUGAAGUUCAAGGGCAAAAGAUCACUUGGCUUACUCCGCAUGCUCUUCAGCAAGUUUUAACUGAUGAUGUCGACUUCAAUGUGAUGCUCACCUUUUUGGAAUUCUACGAGACUCUUCUAGGAUUUGUGAACUUCAAGCUUUACCAUUCCAUAAAUGUGAACUAUCCGCCUAUUCUGGAUCCUCGUCUAGAAGCUUUGGCUGCUGAGCUCUAUGCAUUGUCCCGGUAUAUGUCUUCUGGAAGACUGCCGGGAAAUCCAGAGUCUAAUGGGCUUAUUGAAGACAAAGAGACUGAAAAUAAUAAAGAGAGCUCAAAAACUGACGAGUCUGAGCUCAGAUUGGCACAGCUUCAACAUCAGCUACCUGCUAAUGAACCUGGUGCGUUAAUGCAUCUUGUAGAAGAAUCAACUGCUGAUGAUACAGAAGAGGAAAGCGUUAAAGAGUGCAGGACUUUAUUCAAAGAUCUGAAGUUCUACUUAAGUCGUGAGGUUCCCAGGGAGUCUCUCUUGUUUAUAAUUCCGGCAUUUGGAGGAACUGUUUCGUGGGAAGGAGAAGGAGCUCCAUUUGAUGAAACAGAUCAAGAUAUCACCCAUCAGAUUGUUGACAGGCCAACCCAGAGCCAUGUUUUCCUCUCCAGGCAUUAUGUUCAACCACAAUGGAUUUUUGAUUGCGUAAACAUUCUCAAAGUAAUUCCCACAGAUGACUAUAUUGUUGGAAGGGUGCCUCCACCACAUAUAUCUCCUUUUGUGGACAACGAUAAAGAGGGUCAUAUACCUGACUAUGCAGUGACCUUGGAGGGAUAUAAAUCUGCUGGUCAAAACCAAGUUAUGCCUCUGCCAGGUUUAGGUGAUGAAGAUCUGGGCAAUUCGAUAGUAGAGGCAAAAUCUGAGCAUAAUGAAUUUGCUAAAAAGAAGAAGGAGUUGGAGAUGCAAGAGAAGAAAUACCACGAGGAGCUGAAGAUGGAAAUCGAGGGAACUACUUUCUCUAAUUUGUCAAAUAAGAAGGCUGAUAGCGCAGCCGAUGUUACUGAUGAAGAUGAUGAGACCCAGGCAGCUAUGGAACAAGCUGAGAAGGAUGCUGACGACAUUGCCAAGUCUGUCGUUUCCAGGAAGAAGAGAGGCCUUAUGGAAGCAAUGAAGAUUAGCAAUGAUAGGAAGAAGAGCAAAGUGGAGCUGCUCAAGCAAAGGAAGAAGGCGGCCGAGUCCAGUGCUUCUGCUAAAGCUAAACGUCGCUGA
Molecule: messenger RNA, 1803 nt
Organism: Triticum turgidum subsp. durum (durum wheat)
Lineage: Eukaryota; Viridiplantae; Streptophyta; Magnoliopsida; Poales; Poaceae
Source: the annotation of a GenBank genome assembly